AUGAAGGUCGUCGACACUUCGUCGUCGACGGAGAAAACCUCACUUGUCGCACAGAUUGUCGCCUUUGUGACCAGCAAUUUCCUGCUUGUUGCGGUUCUCGCGCUCGUCGGCAGAUGUCUGUACAAGAAAUACGCGUCGCCCCUAAGAAAUGUGCCCGGCCCAUGGCUUGCCUCGGUAUCUAGAUUAUGGAAAGUGUGGAGUACUUACAAUGGUCACACCGAGCUCGAUCAUAUAGCUCUACAUAAGAAAUAUGGACCCGUCGUUCGGACAGCACCAAAUGAAGUCUCCUUCGGCACUUGCAACGCCGCCAAGGACAUCUUUGCUGUGGGCAAAGGUUUCCACAAGACCAUGUUCUACAGCGUCUUCCCACCAAAGCACGCACCUGAUAUCUUCACCGAAGUCCGAGAAUGGAAGCACGCACAGAUGAAACGCUACGCGGUGGUACCAUACAGUCUGCCUCAGAUGCAGAAGCGUUCCGAGCCCAUUGAAGGCAUGAUCAAGCUCUUGAUGGAGCAUCUUGAGAAGUAUGCCACGGACAACAAACGGGUGUGCAACUUGGGUAAUUUAUUGCAUUAUUUCGCCUUCGACGUGCUCGGUGAAGUCGCAUUCUCCCGUCAAUUUGGGUUUCUCGAGCAAGAGUAUGAUGUUGAGGGUUCGAUAAAGAACAUUGAUGAUGUGCAGUGGUAUGACGGCAUCGUCGGCCACAUCGCCGAAUUCGAUAUCUUCCUUCGAAACAACCCAAUCCGAAAAUACUUGCCCGGGAGGUUCCAGAUGCAGCCCACCACCAUGACGAAAAUUGCUGUCGCUGAGCUAGAGAAACGUAAGCAGAAAGACGGCAACUAUGACUCUCAGGGCAUCGAUCUUCUAGCGGAGCUGUUGAGGGCUCAUGAGGGCAACUCUGAAAAGUUCUCGAUCAACGAUGUGUUCAGUAUCGCUCAUGGCGCAGUCUUCGCGGGGUCCGACUCGACCGCUUCAACAAUGCAAUCGUUCUUCUACCUCGUCUUGAAUGCUCCGAAAGUGUAUGACAAGCUCACAAAAGAAAUCAACGAAGCCCAAGAAGCUGGCAAGCUUUCCGAGAUCGUCACCUAUGCCGAAGCCCAGGCUCUGCCUUAUUUCCAGGCCUGUCUGAAAGAAGCCAUGCGAGUACGCCCCGCCGUCGGGCUGGGCAUCUAUCGCAGGACACCCCCUGAAGGUGUGGAGAUUGAUGGUAAAUACUACCCCGGUGGUGUCGAGGUUGCGGUGAAUGGAUGGGUGCUUCACCGCGAUGCUGCGAUUUUCGGAGACGAUGUCGAGGAGUACAGGCCGGAGCGGUGGUUUGAGAGAGAUGCGAAAUUGAUGGGUUCACAUCUGUAUCAGUUUGGAGGCGGCUCCCACCUCUGCAUCGGUCGCAACCUUGCCUUGUUCGAGAUGAACAAGACCCUUAUCCAGAUUCUCAGGGAAUACGAUGUGACGCUUGUGCAUCCCGGUCGGCCGUUGCAGUAUCAUUCGACAUUCUUCGUGGUGCAGGAGGGACUGGAGGUCUAUCUGCGGAAGAGGAGCGAUAAGGCUCAAUAG
Messenger RNA from Cladophialophora yegresii CBS 114405, 1554 nucleotides. RefSeq lists its product as uncharacterized. The transcript has 7 exons. NCBI's taxonomy places the organism in Eukaryota, Fungi, Ascomycota, Eurotiomycetes, Chaetothyriales, Herpotrichiellaceae. Bases 1 to 1554 code for a protein of 517 amino acids. Gene Ontology annotation, molecular function: heme binding; monooxygenase activity; iron ion binding. The record is from RefSeq and is a predicted model, not a curated record.